Molecule: messenger RNA, 474 nt
Organism: Fusarium sp. VM40
Lineage: Eukaryota; Fungi; Ascomycota; Sordariomycetes; Hypocreales; Nectriaceae
Source: the annotation of a GenBank genome assembly
AUGGAUGCCAUUUCCAAGUGUCUCCUUCCCCUGCGGAUUGACAAAGACGAGGAUGAUGCAUCGUAUGUGCACUCUGCAAAGCUAUACGUCGCAGCUAACCAAACUGUCCGACCAGGCUUCUACCACUGGAGUUUCAAAAUCUACGAUGAAAACACAGAGAAAUGGACGACGUACGAAGUUCGCAAGUCCCCGGCUGAUAAGUAUCCAGUCAAGCAUGUACAUGACACCGUUCCUAGCUUCACCGGUCUUGACUUUCGAUUAUCCGAGCUAGUUAGCAUUCCGUACCAUUGGCUGCCCGAGGUCUAUAAGGUGUGUGAGUCUGCUCGUGUCCCUGGAGUCGGAGGCAAGAGAUGCAGUCACGUUUAUGUUCGCUGCAUUGUGGAUUGUCUGAAGAAAGCUGGAGUUGUAGGCGAAACGCAGGUCAACGAUCUGUUCAGUGAACUUGAGAGAAUCGAAGAAAAUGACGAUGCCUGA